Molecule: messenger RNA, 2589 nt
Organism: Danio rerio (zebrafish)
Lineage: Eukaryota; Metazoa; Chordata; Actinopteri; Cypriniformes; Danionidae
Source: RefSeq, a predicted model, not a curated record
AAUUAACUGUUAUCCUUACGUGACUCACAUGCCUUCACUGACAUAUGCAGACCUGAAUCUAACUGUGACCUUAUUGAGCCUCAUCAGCGUCAAACUGUACGAGUGAAAGAGUCUCUCCUCUGUCACUCCUUUCCCAUUCAGCCAAAUCACCGCAGUGCCGAAAGACUGAGAGCGAGGAGGAGAAAGAGAGAGAGUGAGAGAAAACACGCGUGUGUGUGUGUUAGAGAGAGUGACGGGGAGAGAGAGAGAGAGGAGAAAACUGCAAAAUCUGUGAAGGUUUCCUGGCGUCCGCUGGUUCCACUCGACGGCCGUGCAGCGCUGACUGGAGGAUGAGUUCAUUUAGCACCAGGGCGCUGACGCUGCUGUCGUCGGUGUUCGGGGCGUGUGGUCUGCUCCUGGUGGGAGUGGCCGUUUCCACAGAUUACUGGCUGUUAAUGGAGGAAGGCAUCAUUCUGCAGCAGAACCAGACCACAGAGGUCAAGAUGGCUCUGCAUUCUGGACUCUGGAGGGUCUGUUUUGUGGCUGGGCCAGAGAAGGGGAGAUGUGUGGCAUCUGAAUACUUCACUGAGCCAGAAAUAGAGAUCACUACUGAGAACACAGCCAAUAUACUAAAAAUGGUCAGGACCGCCACCCCAUUCCCUAUGGUCUCACUUCUUUUUGUCUUCACGGCUUUUGUCAUAAGCAACAUCGGCCACAUCCGUCCCCAGCGUACCAUUCUGGCCUUCGUCUCUGGAAUCUUUUUCAUCUUAUCAGGUUUGAGUUUAGUGGUUGGUCUGGUUUUGUAUAUCUCCAGUAUCAAUGAUGAAGUGAUGAACAGGCCUCGGGAGCCAGAGCAGUUCUUUCAUUACCAUUACGGCUGGUCGUUUGCCUUUGCUGCCAGCUCCUUCCUGCUCAAAGAGGGUGCUGGGGUCAUGUCAGUCUAUCUCUUCAUGAAACGUUACGCUGAGGAAGAGAUGUACCGACCCCACCCUGCACUGUAUCGCCCUCGUCUGUCUGAAUGCAGUGACUACAGUGGCCAGUACCUGCACCCCGACUCGUGGCCUCCUCCUCAACGUGGACGCAGCGGCUCUGAGGUGUCCAGCGACAUCUCCAUUCAGCUCAACCAGACCCCCCUGCCUCCUCAAACGAAAGGCAGCGGGCCAUCUAAUCCGCCCUCUUCCUCGGGCCCCUCCUCCGGGGCCAGUUAUCACCUCCCACCUGCUUCCUCCUCCUCCUCCUCUUCCUAUCCUCACACCAUCCACUCUUCCCAUUCCAGCAGCCACGUCCCUCAGUCUCUCCCAAUGGCCGCGCCCCCAUCUGCAGUCCCGCCUCCUCGUUAUCAUGCGCAUAUGCGUAUGAGCGCAUCCCCGUGUUAGAGCUCCUCCGCAUUCAAUACCUAAACAACACAAAUAUGAGUAUAACCUUAGGAAAGAGGGUAAAACUCCAGAGACAAUGGCAGAAAAAUGGAGAAAAGGGUGCUAAGUUGCAAAGAGGUAGACAAUGAAGCAUUUUACUCGCAAUUCUGUGCCUGAAUAAUGUUUUAACAGAUUCUCAGAGUGAGAUUUAACAAAGGACUGAAGGAAUUGGGAUUUAUACAUAUAGAACGAAUGUAUGGAGGAGGAUGAAAACAGAAAAAAUUGUGCAAAAUACUGACCGAAGUAGUUGAGAAUAAUUGUAUACAUAUUUAAAUUUGUAUGUAAAAACUGAGUCCAUUUUUUCAUUCCACUUCAUAAAUCUUGAGUGUCAUGAGCCUGUUUAUAUCAUUCCUUGUUUAUACUAAAGCAUAAAGACACGAAUGCGCCCCCAAAGGUGGCCGAUUUUAUUUUAAACGGUGUCACAGAUGUGUUUCAGUGGACAAUUUCUGUACAUAACACAUAUAAACCGCAGUAGUCAUCUAGUGUAGUUCAACAUAUUAUGUUUUAUCGUGUGGGCAAGGAAAACUUUAGGUGCAGGGGUCCGAUUCGUCCUUUACUAUCAAUUUGUAAUGUUUUUAGAUUUGUACAUCAGGGUAGAUGAUGUUCUACAAAGCUGACUGAUGUUUCUUUACUGGGAUGAUGUUGUACGCUUGGCCCCACGGCCCUCAAUAUGCCUUGUGUUUUCUUGUGCUCUCAUAUUGAAUAAAAAAAUAACACCGUCUAGCAGUGACAUAGCACGAUACGAAAAGGAAACCAUUUGAAACAACUUACUUUAAUCUAGAGUGGAGACUGACUCCUACAGUAUAUGAAUGCAGGAGAUAUUCUCUCCUUCGCUGUUCAGUCAUCAUCUUAAAAAUGCAGCCGUUACUUCGCUUUUAUUAUUGAUAUUAUUAUUACUACAACUAUUAAUUUAAUCGUUUAUCAUACAAAAAGAAUCUAAACCUUACGUGUAUACUAUAUUAUGAGAGAAGCUAUUGUAUAUCCAUCCUGUGCCUAUUGCAGCACAGCAGUGUUAGAGAUCAUCUUUUAGAGUAGACCUGUUAUGGAAUUAUGAAAAGUAAUUAAAGAAAUCAGCAUGAGAAAGCCUUUAAUAAUAGCACAAAGCAAGGCCGUAACUAUGUAAUGGACAUUGGGGGAGAAACUAAAUAAUAGUAAAACAAAAAUACUAUUAAUCAGGUUUAACUAUUUUAAUCAG